This is a messenger RNA of Cavia porcellus (domestic guinea pig), 4871 nucleotides long. It is a transcript of the gene Marveld2, whose product is annotated as MARVEL domain containing 2. The transcript has 7 exons. NCBI's taxonomy places the organism in Eukaryota, Metazoa, Chordata, Mammalia, Rodentia, Caviidae. Bases 678 to 2243 code for a protein of 521 amino acids. Gene Ontology annotation, cellular component: bicellular tight junction; cytoplasmic vesicle; apical plasma membrane. Gene Ontology annotation, biological process: bicellular tight junction assembly. The record is from RefSeq and is a predicted model, not a curated record.
GCAGCCCCGUAUGGGCCGGGCAGGGCCGGGCCGGGCUGAGCCGGCGGGCGGGCUCCCAGGUGCGGCCGAGCAGUUCUUCCGGGCUCAGGUGGCCGCCGCCCCGCCGGCCGCGCGGAGUUCCGGCCACCGCCACGGGUGGCGGAGUGGGACCGUGAGGGACCCCACUGUUCCUGGACUGUGCGAGCGCCCCCGGACCGGCAGGGCUCGAGACCGUCCGACGUGGGCACAGCUCCCCGCCCGGCCCGGACGCACGAAGCCCCCGCCGCCGGCGUCCAGGCUCCACGCCCGCGCGUCCAGAGACCGGGAGCGACGCGUGCCGCGCAGACGUUCCCUUCUGAAGUCGCCUGUUUCUCCUCUACGGUUCUUCAGUGCUGAAGAUUGAACCUAGGGCCGUCAAAUGAAGCAACAUUUUAAAAUUUUUACUUUGAGACACUAAGUCCCAGGGUUUCUGCAAUCCUUCUGCCUCAGUCUCCUCAGAUGCUUGGAUUACACGCCCUUGCCACAUACAUUUAUUGUAUUAUUUUUGUAUAGCCUAAUAACUAAGGUCACAUUGAUCUCCUGAAUACAUUUUUGCUGCUAAUUGAAUAAAAUCAGUGUCACUGAAAAGACAAGUGACAGCCCAAAACAAGAAGAAUAAGUGAUAACUUUCAUCUUGGCUACACGUGUGAAAAUCACAAAUGUCGUCCAAUGAUGGAGGAUCUAAGAAUCGGGACAAUGGGGUCCCAAGGAACCUGCCCAGCCCCAGUAGCUUCGUGGAAUCCUCCGAGAGUUUUCAGGACAGCGAGCCCGAGCUGGCUGUUAGCGCCGAUCCUCUGCCACCACCCCCUCUCCCAGCACAGCCGCCUUUCGGCCCGGCCUCUCGCUUCGGGGAGCCGGAGCCUGAGUCCACGUCCACCCUGGCCCCGGAUCUCAAGCCGGUGCGCCGCUUCGUCCCCGACUCCUGGAAGAACUUCUUCCGGCGGAAGCAAGCGGCGCCAGGCCCGGGCGUGGGCUACAUCUCCCCCGGCGUGGAGUGCUCGCCCCCGGCCUCCCCGGCGCCGUCCAGCCGCCGCCCGGCGUCGGCCCGCGAGCCCUGGGCGUCCCUGGAGCGCGGCUCGGCCACGGCGGCGCAGACCUACAGCGAGCAGGUGGCGGACUACCACCUGCGCUACUCCUACAUGAAGUCCUGGGCCGGCCUGCUGCGGCUGCUGGGCGUGGUGCAGCUGCUGCUGGGCGCCGUGGUCUUCGCCUGCGUCACCGCCUACGUGCACAAGGACAGCGAGUGGUACAACCUGUUCGGAUACUCGCAGCCCUACAGCGGGCUGGGCCUGGGCAGCGCCUACAGAGGCUCCUACUACACCGGCCCCAAGACCGCCUUCGUGCUGGUGGCGGCCGGCUUGACCUGGAUCGUCACCCUCAUCGUGCUGGUGCUCGGCAUGUCCCUGUACUACCGGACCAUCCUGCUGGACUCGGACUGGUGGCCCCUCACCGAGUUCGGCAUCAACGUGGCCCUGUUCAUCCUCUACAUGGCCGCGGCCAUCGUCUAUGUGAACGACAGCAACCGCGGGGGGCUCUGCUACUACCCUAUCUUCAACACGCCCUUGAACGCGGGCUUCUGCCGCCUGGAGAGCGGCCAGGUGGCGGCCGUGAUCUUCCUGUUCGUCACCAUGGCGGUGUACCUCAUCAGCGCACUCGCCUGCCUGAAGCUGUGGCGGCACGAGGCGGCGCGCAAGCAGCGCGAGGACGCGGAGCGGCAGGAGAUCUACGAGUCAUCGUUGCCGUCAAAAAGGAGAACGUGUGAAAUGGUCACCAGUGACCGACCACCAAGAGACCCAGAAGUUUGUUUCAAACAAUGGAGAACAAACACGAUUCCCCCAGGCCACAUCCCGAAGCCGAUUGUGAUGCCCGACUACGUGGCAAAAUACCCUGUGAUUCAGACAGAUGAUGAACGAGAGCGCUACAAAGCCGUGUUCCAGGACCAGUUUUCAGAGUACAAGGAACUGUCUGCAGAUGUUCAGGCUGUCCUGAGGAAGCUGGACGAGCUGGAUGCCAUGAUGAGCAGGCUGCCGCAUCGCUCAGAAAACCCACAGGAACAUGAGAGAAUUUCCAGAAUUCAUGAAGAAUUUAAAAGGAAGAAGAAUGAUCCUUCAUUUCUGGAAAAAAAAGAACGUUGUGAUUACCUCAAGAGUAAACUUUCUCACAUAAAGCAAAGAAUUCAAGACUAUGACAAAAUAAUGAAUUGGGAUAUACACAGUUACACUUAAACUUUACUUGAAACUGUUUUUUUAACAGUCAACUUACUAUUUAUUUACUGCCUUUUGUGUGCCAGACUCUGUGGUAGAGAAGCAAGUUAUACUGAAUCAGCUCCCAAUUGACCUAUCCAGUAGGCGGUACUGAUCAGUAUGAUUUCACACAAACAUUUCAAAACAGACUGGACCUUCUGCAGCCCUUCACUGAAAAUGGGAGAACCCCUGGAAUCCUCUGCGCACUUUCCUGUUUGUGUGUGUCAAGAAAUAACAUUGCCUACCAGACAAGUACUUAUAAUCCCAGCACUCAGGAGGCUGAAGCAGGAGAAUCGCCAUGAGUCCAAGGCCAGCCUGUGCUAGAUAGUAAGUUCAAGACCAACCUGAACCACCUAGUGAGACCCUGUCUCAAAAAGAAACAAACACUGCAUUGUUGUUAUAGAGAUCACAUCCUCAGGGUGUGAUGAGGAAGUGGGCUGUCAGUUCUUGGUAUUGCUUUUCUGUCCUCAGACAGGGUCCUAGAAUUUUUCAAAGUCAGAUAUCUCUCUCCAAGAGAUCAUUAGGGAAAAUCAUUCCUCCUUUCAAAUCCAACAGCAGCAUUGUCAGGCUUUGUGAUCUCGGACAAGUUGCAGAACCUCGGUGCCUGAUUCUGUGGUGAAAUACAGGGAGACCAUUCUUCCAAACCCCAGGCAUUUAGGGGACUGAAGGCAGGAAAGUUUGCAAGGGUUUGGAGCAGAGCCUGUAUUCAUGAACUCUGGAAGAAUCUAGAAGUGGAUGAACUCCCUAGAAAAGGUCUGAAAUGAGCAAACCCAGCCAACUGACCACAAGGCCUUAGUGUCCUAUCUUUCUGUGCAGUUAACUCUCACUAUGCAUAGCCGAAGGCCAAGGCUUUGCUGUGGCCCUCUGGCUCACGGGGCUCUGCUCUAGACUGGAUCUUUCUGGUUUCUGUUUAUGGUACUAGGGCUUGAACCUAGGGCCUGUGCACUGAACUACAUCCCCAGCCCCCUACUUAUUUUUUAUUUGAAAACAGUUCUCACUAUGUGGAUAAGUGGCCCAGGUUGGACUUGAACUUGCAGUCCUCCUGCCUCAGCCUCCCAGAGUGCUGGGACUGCAGGCGUGGGCCCUUCUCCCGUAUCUGCAGAAGGGUCACUGUGGACAUGUCUCCUUGUGCCUGUUGCCCAGCCCUUCCUGCACACGUGGGUAGAAGGGCAGCAUGAUUGCUGAUCUUUCCUUUCCCACAACGGCAUCCAGAGCCCAUGAUAUCCCGCUUAUUGGCAAGCUCCAUCUUACUAAGAACCAUCCUGGCUUUGAGACUUUAUUCAUGAGAAAUGUUUUAUGUUUGUUAGUAUAAACAAAGAUAUUUUUAAAGUUAAGAAAAAAUCAUCAGGGACCAGGCUUGAUGUACAUGCCUGUUAUCCCAGUUAGGAGACUGAGGCAGGAGGAUCACUGUGAGCUCAAGGCCAGCCUAAGCUACAUAGGUUGAUCCUGUCUCAAAGAAAACAAAAAAACUAUCACGUAGGAAUGUACACUGGUGUAUGUCUGUUGUCCUAGUUACUUGGGAUGCUGAGGCAGGAGGACUGCUUCAGUGUACAGCUUUUAGACUAACCUGGGUAAGAUAGCAAAUACCCAUCACUAAAUAAGAAAAAAUAUAAAACUUUUUCAAGGCUAGGAGUGUAGCUUAGUGGUAGAGCACUUACCUGGUGUGUGUGAGGUCCUGUAUUGAAUCCAAGCACCAUGACAAAGUUUUUUUCGUUUUAUAUUGAGGAUUGAGCUCACAACCCUGUGCCUGCCAGGCAGGCACUUGUGCCACUGAGCUAAAUCCCUAGCCCCAUGACAGAUUUUUUUAAGUGUUUGAUAUAUUCAUUGUUGUUGGCUCCCAAUCAGCAAGAUGUGUUUUGUGGCUUCCCAGGUGUAGAAGCACAGUUUCUGCCUGAUAGAGCUGCCAUUCAGACAAACACUUUUCAGAGUUUUCUCAAGUGGCAAGGCCAGAGGAGAGAAGGGCCUUAGUGCUGGCCACCAGGCAUGGUACUGUGUGGCCAUAAUCCCACAGUUGAGAGUUAGCUAAGGCAGGCAGAUCUGUACGAGGCCAGCCUGAGCUACUUAGUUCAAGCCAGUCUGAACUGCAUGCAUAGUGAGACUCUUUCAAAAAACAAGAGUUGGUCACAAAGAACUUGUGUGUCUCCUGUGUCAUGAAACCUUCCCGCACUUAUAUUCAUGUUAUUCCGUGGUUCCCAGACUACACAGGGGUGGCUGUACCUGAAGAGGUGACACCUGGAGACAUGUGAGGCUUGGCUGGUGCUGACUGCAGCACCGCAGUUUUUUUAUUACUGUUUUUUGUUUUUUUUUUUUAGUACCAGGGAUCAAACUCAUGACCUUGCACUUGCCAGGCAGGCAUUUAUGCCACUGAGCUAAAUCCCCAGCCCCCUAGCACCCGACUUUUUGUUUGCUCUACCUGCAUUUUGCUUUAAGACAAAAUAUUUAAGGGAAAAGUAAAGAUUACCCUUGUGGUUGAGAGUAAAGAGUGAGGUUAGUGUUGAAAUUAAAUGCUGAGGACAUUUAACUUUAUGAAGCUUUAUUUUACUACAACUGUAAAUGCUAAUCUUUGAAAACAGUGCUGAAUUAGAUGAAUUAAAAUUGCAGUUAGCUGUU